GUCAGCAGGGCUGGGGGGAGCCACACCGACCCCCCGCACCAACCCGCUGCAGCGUGGUGGGGGCCCGGGGGUCCCCGCCGUCCUGGCUGCGCCCUGCGGUGCCUGUCCCUGUCCCACCGGGGCUCCGCGCAGCGCUGGCACCGGCACCGCCUGAGCAUCCGCCUCCCGCUCCGCGUUGCCAAGCCAACGCCGCGGAGGAUGCUGGCAGCCCCUGCGCCAAGGCUGCCUCUGCAGCGUGGCGGGCAGCGCGCCCCACGCCUCUCCAUGGGGCACACGCCACCCUGUCUGCCGCCGCCAAGGCCGCGGGGCCGGGGACUGACCCACGGCCGCGUCCCUCCCAGGACCCCCGGCGCGGAUCGCAGCCCCCAGGCAGCCGGGCGGGAGCAUGGCCCAGCCGGACGGCGAGCGGGGGCCUCAGACGAUGGCACCGGCGGCCCCCGAGCUGGAGUGCAAGAUCUGCUACAGCCGCUAUGACGCCCGCGCCCGCAGACCCAAGCUGCUCCGCUGCGGCCACCGCCUCUGCGCCAAGUGCCUGCGCAAGAUGGUGGCACUGGGGGACGUGUCGCCGCGCCAGCUCCGCUGCCCCUUCUGCCGCCGGCACAGCCCGGUGCCCGGCGGGGACGUGCAGCGGCUGCAGGACGACGGCGAGGCGCUGGCACUGCUGAUAGGCCGUGAGCGGGCCAAGAAGCAGGGGGGUCCCUCCCGGUCCCCCGAAGUUCUCCUCUGCCCCAGCGUGCUGGAGCCCGCUCCCGGCCCCGACUGCCUGGUCGUCACCAUCCUGGAGGUGCCGGAGGACGUGGCCCCGCCGGAGGGCCUGGGCGGGCUGGAGGUGGUGCGGCUGUACCGGCCGGCCAGCCUGGGCGCGCUGCCCUGCCACGGCCCCGGGCAGAAGUGCCGCUCCUGGGGGUGGCGAGCCGUCCCCCGCUUCAUCCUGGGCGUCCUCUGCCUCCUCUACUUCAGCUCCCUGCCCUUCGGCAUCUACCUCCUGCUCAUCGAGCACCACAGCCUGGGCAUCAUCCUGGUCAGCCUCGUGCCCUCCACCCUCCUCCUCUGCAUCGUCUACAGCCUCUGCCAGUGUCUGUGCCGGGAGGUCUUUGGGUUCCCCCACUCCUGACUCUGCAGGGCCGAGCCUUGUGCCCGUGCCGGGGAGGCUUUGGGCACCUUGGGGCACUGUCCCUCGGGGUACGGGUGUUCCCCGACCCACGGCUGACUCACAGCUUGGAGGUCUGCCUGGACCACUGGGAGAUGCUCAGCGCCCGGUGCCUUCCCUUGCAGAACAGCGCGGGCUUUGCCAAGCGGGAGCCCCCACCGGCGCGGCUGCAGGAGCUCGUUGCAGCCUACAAGGAUUCGGGCCAGACCCCCGGUUCCUCGUC
Tyto alba (common barn owl) is the source of this 1373-nucleotide messenger RNA. Its product is annotated as E3 ubiquitin-protein ligase RNF182-like. The record is from RefSeq and is a predicted model, not a curated record. Lineage: Eukaryota; Metazoa; Chordata; Aves; Strigiformes; Tytonidae. The transcript is spliced from 2 exons. Bases 386 to 1114 code for a protein of 242 amino acids.